Messenger RNA from Gymnogyps californianus (California condor), 884 nucleotides. RefSeq names its product coiled-coil domain containing 201 (gene SYSRN). The record is from RefSeq and is a predicted model, not a curated record. The transcript is spliced from 3 exons. NCBI's taxonomy places the organism in Eukaryota, Metazoa, Chordata, Aves, Accipitriformes, Cathartidae. The coding region runs from base 44 to 679 and encodes 211 amino acids.
UCAGAUAGAACGUGGCAGAUCUGGCCAUAAACCUGACUUCAAGAUGUCAGAGGAAGAAGAUUCUUUCCUGAAUGUUAAAAGAUCUCUGAAAAAGAGAAUGGUGAAACACAGCACUCCAGUGGACUCAAUGUUUUCAAGAACAAUGCCAUCUCUUACAGAUCUGACAAAUCAGUCAACCAAGGACCAAGAUGCCAGUAAGAGAGUUUAUGGAUCUCCAGUGCCAAAAUCAAAUCUAAGUAGACCGUUAGCUCAAGUAUCAUUAGUACGUGUUGAAGCAUACAUCCCUCAUACAUCCCCAAAAAGGCUUUCAACAGUGUUUGACUCACAAGAAUUAAACAAAGAGAUAAGCCAAAGCUCUCAGGCUGUAUUUUCUAGAAGGAGGCUUUCCACGGUGUUGGCCUCUGAUGAAUCAAAUGAAGAGCCAAGCGACAAGGUUGUUCCAAACGUGGAAACUCAAGCUCCCACCAAAGCAUCUGAGGAGGCUGCAGUAACUCCCAAGAGUGGACCUUCAUGGCUUGUUACUGGAAUACCAGGGAUAAAAGAUCUCCCGAUAGUAAAAACCAGAAAGAAGAAAAUUGAUAAAGCUCUUGUGAGGAAGAAACAAAGAGAAUGGGUGCUUCGUCAACUUAAAAACAUUGAGGAAGCAACUGAACACGAACUGACAAUUGAAGAAGCUUGAUUGAACUACCUAUGAAUUAGUGCUAUCACAUCCUUCUUGUGGGAAUAGCUGGUUCCAAUAAAUCACACACUUGACUAUAGUGCCUGUUAGACUUCCUCUUUCCUUCCAAAAUGUUCUUUUUUGGUUUUGUUUGUUUGUUUGUUUUGUGAUUCUUUUUGCCUCUUAAAUCUAGGAGGAGUCGGGUACAAAUCAAGAAGUGCCUCUA